CAUGCUGCCCCGCUGUGCACUCAGUGUGUGUCAUGUGCUUAUGUUGGUGCUGUGUCUGUCUUCGGCUGAGGACUUCGACUGGACAAAGAACGACCACGGCUCCUUCUAUUAUGGCACUUUUCCAGCUGGUAAACUCAGCUUUGGUCUUAUUGUUACGAUUAAGUAACAGUUGAUUGCAUUUCUAAAACCUGGUCACGUAACCGAGGGUCAAAUGGUUGUUUCUAAUGAUUACUUCUUUUUGUAGGAUUUUCGUGGGGUGCCGGCAGUUCAGCCUAUCAAACAGAAGGAGCCUGGGACAAAGAUGGAAAAGGACUGAGCAUCUGGGAUGUAUUCAGUCACAAGAAGGGAAAAAUCCUACAAAAUGACACUGGGGACUCAUCGUGCGAGGGCUACCACAAAUUUAGAGUGGGUCACCAGGUGUUGAGAUUUAUGUGCAAGACAGAAUUUGAUCAAAAGUCAUGAAAUAUUUCACUUCCAUGUGUGUGUAUGUGUGUUUCAUACAGGAUGAUGUUUCAUUGAUAAAGGAGCUGAAGCUUAACCAUUAUCGCUUCUCCAUAUCCUGGCCCAGACUCAUUCCCACAGGCAUAAAGUGUGAGUAACUGCUGCUAAUUCAAGCAUUUUGGCACUGAACUGUGAUCGACUUGAUGACAACUGCAGAUAAUGAUUCAUUCUCAUCAUUUUUAUGCCACCUGCAGCGGACCAUGUAAAUGAAAGGGGAAUACAGUACUAUGAUGAACUGAUUGACCACCUGCUGGAGAACAAGAUAACUCCCAUUGUGACCCUGUAUCACUGGGAUCUUCCACAGGUUCACAUUAAAAAAAAACCUUGACUUAUGCACUGAGUAACUAUUCUUUACAGAGUUAGUAAAUUUUGUUUGUUUCUUUAGGUCUUACAAGAGAAACACGGUGGAUGGCAGAAUAUAAGCAUGGUCAAUUACUUCAAUGAAUUUGCCAACCUGUGCUUUGAAAGAUUUGGCAACAGAGUCAAGUACUGGAUCACUUUCAACAACCCAUGGGUAGGUGCAGAAAAGAUGAUGAUUUGAAUGAUUAUGCAUCUGUGUUUGACUUUAAGUGCUAAUGCAACACUAACACACCAUAACCUUUUAUAAAUUCCAGUCCAUAGCAGUUGAGGGUUAUGAGACUGGUGAGCAUGCACCUGGACUGAAGCUGAAAGGAACAGGGGCGUACAAAGCUGCACAUCACAUAAUCAAGGUAAGGGCGUGAGCACAGACACAGAGUGAUCAGACCCAGCUGUUGAUCUGCUGCUGAGAAGAAACGCUUGAAUCAUAUCAAAACGUCUUUUUUUUUUACAGGCGCAUGCAAGAGUUUGGCACACUUAUGAUACUCAAUGGAGAGCAAAACAGAAAGGUAAAUUUGUGAGAGCGGCAUAUAGACCUGAUGACUAUGUCUGUCAACACUAUGGCUGCCUAAGUGUUGAGAACUACUGCUUACAUCUACAGGUCAAGUUGGUAUCUCUCUAUCUGGAGACUGGGGUGAGCCUGUGGACAUCAGCAACCAGAAGGACAUAGAAGCAGCUGAGAGAUAUGUCCAGUUCUACCUGGGCUGGUUUGCCACACCUAUAUUUCAUGGAGACUACCCUCAAGUGAUGAAAGACUUCAUUGGUGAGCUUUACUUUUAACAGUAAAUACAGAUGUUGAAUUGGUCAGCGUGGAUUUAACUUAUUAUUGCUCAUGACCAAAUGUCCAGGAAGGAAAAGUGUCCAACAGGGCCUGGGCUCAUCUCGCCUGCCGACAUUUUCCCCACAAGAGAAGAGCUACAUCAAGGGCACCUGUGACUUCCUUGGCCUCGGUCAUUUCACCACCCGCUACAUCACUCAGAAGAACUACCCAUCGGCUCGUAGCAGCAGUUACUUCACAGACCGGGAUCUAGCUGAGUUGGUUGACCCGCGAUGGCCUGAUCCUGGGUCUGAGUGGCUCUACUCUGUGCCUUGGGGUUUCAGACGUCUGCUCAACUUUGUCAAGGUAACUUAUAGAGAUUUAAAUUGAUUUUACAGCACCAUAACCGCAGUUCAAUUACGCUAUUAAGACUUACUACAUGUCACGCUUGUUUGACUCUCAUCUAGACUCAGUAUGGAAACCCAGUGGUUUAUGUAACUGAGAAUGGGGUCUCUGAGAAGAUGCUGUGUACAGAGCUGUGUGAUGACUGGAGGAUACAGUAUUAUAAAGACUACAUCAAUGAGAUGCUAAAAGGUGAAUUAACUGAGACGAGUCAAAGUUAUCCAUCUCUACUUUGAUCAAACUCCAGCUCAUCUCUGUUGUGUGUGUUACUCAGCUAUCAAAGAUGGAGUCAAUGUGAAGGGCUACACUGCUUGGUCCCUGAUGGAUAAGUUUGAGUGGGAUGAAGGCUACUCUGAGAGGUUUGGUCUGUACUAUGUGGACUUCAGGAACAAAAACAAGCCUCGCUACCCAAAAGCCUCUGUUCAGUUUUACAAACGAGUCAUCAGCUCCAAUGGAUUUCCCAAUCAGAGAGAGGUAAGAGAAAAAAAAUACAGAAAUUCAAAAAACAGAGAGUAAACUUUUUACGGUAACAAUAAAUAUUGUUUUUAAACCCUUCAGGUUGAGAACUGGAGGAGAAAGGCCACAGAAACCUGUUCUUCCAGUAACCAGCUCCUCGCUGCAGGUCAGUUUGUCUCCAACUUUCCCGACAUUACUUAUCAGUGAUCAGGAGUUCAAAACUAGCUGGGGUAAACAAAUAAAGAUUCUGACCUAUCAAAAGAGCUUUUUUUUUCUUUUUCUGAAACAUGAUCAAAAUCACAAUUUGACUGAAACGCAUGCUUAAAGCACUUAAGAAAAAAUAAAUCAAAUUACAAGUACCAUAAGAACGAUGGAAAACAUAACUUACAAAACCUCUAACGGAGAGAUAUCUUCUUUGUUUGCCCCUCCAGCUAGAAGAAAAUCCAAGGAACAUGCAGAAAUGGCAAAGGUUUGGCCAGUGCAUGACGAAGUGUAGAAUUUAAGGGUAUAUGUCUCCCAUUAAUGUCAUUUUUGUUGUUGCUUCAUGACUUUGCAUUUUAAAACCAGAAUAACAGAGUUAAGCUUUGCAGUUUCACACCAUGACGAGCAUUUGAAAAACAAGCUUUAUUACCUCUGCAGUGUGCAGCCAAGUCUUUAAGUUUUACUAAUGUGCUUCUAACUUACAGUAAGAGCAGCCCUUCUUGUUUUCAAAGCAGCUUUGCCAUAAAGAUAGCCAGCAUGAAGCUCGUCUGUGCCAAAGGGGUAUUUCAAAAAGCAGGAGCACAUAGAAUAAACAGUAGCAGUAAACCAUGUGGUGGAUCUAAAUUUUAAGAAAAAAAAUAAUAAUACUUGUGCUUAAGCAACAUGUUAUGCUUUUUAUGGUGAAAAAAUAAGAAAGAACUUGAUUUGAAAAAUAAGAUUUAGAAGUUAUCUGACCACAGUGCAAAUUCUGCUUUCUGAAAUACUUCCCCUCAGCUGCAUUCAGUUCUCAAAGGGUUAAAAUGCCGUUGAUCAACUCUGAGUACUUUCUGUUUUGUUUUGUUAGAGGAACAGCGGAGUACUGCUGCCAAUAUACUAAGACUUAUACAUGGUAAGGAAUCACUCAUGCUCACUUUAAAUAGAGAUAAAGGAUGAUUUGAUCUAGGACAAGAUUAUUAACCCUUUGAGUGCUGUGCUUGAGCAUCAUCAUUUCGCCUCACAUGCAGUGUCUACACUUCCCAGUGAUGCUGCCGAGUUUUCAAUGCCAGCGUGUUUGUCUUUUGUUUGUGUGUGCUUCACAGAUCCCCUGACCAGCCACAUGGAGAUGGUAACUGAGAUCGUUGUUCCAACUGUGUGCACACUUUCCAUUCUUCUGAGCGCUAUCUUCCUCAUGUUCCUGCUGCGGAGGCGGAACUAGAGUGGAGCUCUCAGUCUGCAUGUUUACAGACACACUCAGAACUUAAAUGCACCCUUCAUUUAACCAAUCAUGUGUGAGCGUAGCUACAUUAUUCCAACCUAAUUUUAAGGGAAUUUAUGAAUUCCUUUUUUUGAUGUGUAUACAGUUUUUGCUGUAAAAACAUUGGUUUAGCCUAUUAUAAUGAAAUUAGUAUCAUAUGAGCAAAAAGUGUGGAUAGCCCUACAACAUGUUGGAUUUUCCUAUGAAUUACUGCUGUGGAAUAAUACCAUUGCAAACAGCUUUCUUGAUCU
This is a messenger RNA of Xyrichtys novacula (pearly razorfish), 4159 nucleotides long. The record is from the annotation of a GenBank genome assembly. Lineage: Eukaryota; Metazoa; Chordata; Actinopteri; Labriformes; Labridae.